AGUGGAACAGACAGAACCAGCUGGGAGCUCCUGGGUGGCAGAAUGUCCCUCCGAUACCACCACAAAGUCGUCAUCGUCACCGGAGGAUCCAAAGGGAUCGGCAGAGGGAUUGUCAAAGCCUUUGUGCAAAAUGGAGCCAAAGUGGUGUUUUGCGCAAGAGGAGCAGCAGGUGAGGCUCUCCAGGAGGAGCUCAACCAGAGCGCGCCGGGCUCGUGCACGUUCGUCAGGUGUGACAGGCUGGUCGCUGCCACAGUGGAGCUCCACGGACACAUCGACUGUCUGGUCAACAACGCCGGCUGGCACCCUCCUCACAAACCCACCGAUGACACCUCAGCAGAGGAGUUCAGAGAUCUGCUCAACCUCAAUCUUGUCAGCUACUUCCUGGCCUCAAAAUUUGCGCUGCCACACCUGAGGCAGCGGCAGGGAAACAUCAUAAACGUGUCCAGCCUCGUUGGGACCAUCGGCCAGAGAGACGCGGCUCCUUACGUCGCCACUAAAGGGGCGAUCACCGCCAUGACCAAGGCGAUGGCCGUGGACGAGAGUCGCCACAAGGUCAGAGUGAACUGCAUCUCUCCAGGUAACGUGAUGACCCCUCUGUGGGAGGAACUGGCCGGACGGACAGAAGAUGCUGCAGCCGCCAUCAGGGAGGGAGAAAAUGCCCAGAAUUUUGUGUUGAAAGAAGCUCCUCUCCAAGGAACGAAGAUGCAGAGAUACAGCACUCAACAGGCAUUGGAAAUGAUCCUGAAUGGAGCUGACCCUUGCGAAUCGGAUGGAGAAGACAUCAAUCUCCAGGUGGAUUCAGACUCUGAGCUGUCUCAGUUGUCUUCAGAUGAGGAGAGUGCUCCACAACCAACAAAGAGAUCUCGGCUGGAGACUGAUGCUACAGAGACUGCAAAAGAUGGCACAGUAUGGCAUGAAGAACAGGUGGGAACGGGUCCACAUUUCACCCCACCAUCGCCAUACAGCGCAGACGGAGAGCCAGCAGCUGAGGCCAGGGGGUCAAUCACCAGUCGCCUUCAGAGCUUCCUUUGUUUCAUCACUCCGGACAUGCUUGGCAUCGUUCGAGACUGUACAAUUCAACAUGCGAUGCAAACUGAGCCUGUGGAUUGGUUCGUGGACAUACCUGAACUAAUGGCAUUUAUUUCCAUCACCAUCGUGAGGGGAAUCUUCAAGGUGCCAUCACUGCCUGACUGUUGGUCGAAAAACCUGGGAAGCCCACACAUCAUGGACACCAUGUCCCGAGGCCGUUUCCAAAACAUCAUGCAUCACCUGCGCUUCGAUGACAGAGACACCCGCAGCGAGCGAGCACAGACUGAUAGGUUCGCUGCAAUUUCAAACGUAUGGGGAUUGUUUGUCACCAACUGCAUCACAUCCUACCUUCCUGGUCAACACAUCACCAUUUACAAACAACUUUUCCCGUGCAAGACUCGCUGCUGUUUCCUACAGUACAGUGCAACUAAACCAGACAAGUUUGGUGUCAAGUUUUGGGUGGCGUGUGACUUGAAAACCAAAUACGUCUGCAACAUCCUCCCGUAUCUCGGCAAGGACCCCACUCGGCCUCGUGGGGAGAGAGUGUCUGAGAGUGUAGUCAUGAGGCUGAUGGAACCAUUCUUGGACAAGGGCAGAAAUGUUACCACAGACAAUUUCUUUACAUCACUGUCACUUGCAAAACGACUGCUUAGCCGGAAUACAACCAUCCUCGGCACAGUCAACAGGAUUCGCCAAGAAAUCCCACCGUCAACUCUACAGGUGCACCGCGAGGAAUUUACCACCCAGGUAUUUUCAUCCACUGGUGCCACGCUGACUGCGUAUGCGCCCCAGCGGAAGAAGACCGUGUAUGUUCUCAGCAGCAUGCACAGCACGAUUGAGACACAGAAAACCACCAAAAAGAAGCCAAACACCAUCACACUCUACAACACAACAAAGUGCGGCGUCGAUAUCAUGGACCAGAUGGUGCGGGAAUACACUGUCCGCGCAGGAACAAGGCGCUGGCCAGUAGCAGUGUUCUACAACAUGAUAGACAUUGCAGCACUGAAUGCCCACGCGCUCUAUCAAUUAUGCACCGGGAGAAAGGAAAGACGGGUGGAUUUCCUGUUUGAACUGGCAAAAGAGUUGGCUCACUGCCACGUGGAUAUGAAAAAGGCCCAAAAGGAGCAAUUGCUUCAGCAACAACCCUCCACUCCAGAACUCGGACAAAGAGCCAAGUGUCAGGCUAAAAUCAAAUGCAAGGACAAUCGUGCAACACUCCUGGGCCGAAUGGGGACGGAGGAGGAGCGUGGGCAGGCCGCUCUGUUCCUGGCCGCUGAGGCCACUUUCUGCACCGGCGUGGAGCUGCUGCUCAGCGGAGGAGCCGAGCUCAACUACGGCUUCAAGAGCCAGGUCCCGGCCUGA
Messenger RNA from Menidia menidia (Atlantic silverside), 2391 nucleotides. The record is from the annotation of a GenBank genome assembly. NCBI's taxonomy places the organism in Eukaryota, Metazoa, Chordata, Actinopteri, Atheriniformes, Atherinopsidae.